AUGAAACAGGCGUGGAACCCCAAUUUGGUAAAAUCCCUCGCCACCUCUUCUUCUUCUUUCUCUCUUUCUUGCCAACACAAACUACCACUGUUCCAUUUCCAUACCAACACCAAAACUCACUUCAUAGCAAAGCUCCAAACUUGCAACGAUUUAGCCUCCGCAACAACGACGCACUCCAGCGUUGUCAAAUCCGGUUUCUCAAAUGACACUGUUUCCACCAACCAUCUCAUUAACUGCUACCUUAGGCUCUUCAGAAUCGACUAUGCACAAAAACUGUUCGACGAAAUGCCUCAGCGUAAUGUCGUGUCCUGGACUUCGCUUAUGGCUGGUUAUGUCAGCCAGGGUCAACCCAACAUAGCACUUUGUCUCUUCCAUCAAAUGCAAGGAACCUUCGUCCUGCCCAAUGAAUUUACAUUUGCCACUCUCAUCAAUGCAUGUUCUAUCCUCGCCAAUCUUGAGAUUGGUAGAAAAAUUCAUGCUCUUGUUGAGGUUUCUGGUCUUCGGUCCAACCUUGUUGCAUGUUCUUCCCUCGUUGAUAUGUAUGGCAAGUGCAACCAUGUUGGCGAGGCUCGCCUGAUCUUUGACUCCAUGUGUACAAGGAAUGUGGUUUCCUGGACUUCCAUGAUCACUACUUAUUCUCAGAAUGCACAAGGGCACUGUGCUCUACAAAUGUUUAAGGAAUUCAAUCAUUCUAGACUGGACAGACCGAAUCAUUUCAUGUUGUGCAGUGCAAUCAGUGCUUGUGCAAGUCUGGGAAGCCUAGGUGCUGGGAAAAUCACUCAUGGUGUGGUCAUCCGUCUUGGACAUGAUGCAAGUGAUGUGAUUGCUAGUGCACUUGUGGACAUGUAUGCCAAAUGUGGUUGUGUUAAUUAUUCUGCUAGAAUCUUUAGGAGAAUCCCAAUUCCUUAUGUGAUCCCCUAUACUUCAAUGAUUGUGGGUGCCGCAAAGUAUGGACUUGGUACAUUGUCUCUUCAACUUUUCGAAGAAAUGGUUGUUAGAAGAAUAAAACCUAACGAUGUCACCUUUGUUGGGGUCUUGCACGCUUGCAGUCAUUCAGGGCUUGUAGAUAAAGGGCUUGAGCUGCUUAACUCCAUGAAUGGGAAAUAUGGGGUGACUCCUGAAGCAAAACAUUACACGUGCGUUGCAGAUAUGCUAGGCCGAGUGGGGCGAAUUGAAGAAGCAUACCAGUUAGCAAAAUCAGUUCAAGUUGAAGGUGAUGGGUAUGCCAUGUUGUGGGGGACCCUUCUUUCGGCUAGUAGGCUUUAUGGUAAAGUAGACAUUGCCCUUGAAGCCAGCAAUAAGCUAAUAGAGUCCAACCAACAAGUGGCAGGUGCAUAUGUUACAUUGUCCAACGCUUAUGCAUUGGCAGGGGAUUGGGAAAGUGUUCAUAAUCUACGAUCUAAAAUGAAGCAUACUGGAGUCUACAAGGAACCUGGCAGCAGUUGGAUUGAGAUAAAAGAAUCAACUUAUUUGUUCCAUGCUGGAGACAUGUCUAAAUGUACCAAUGGGAGAGAGAUGCUGAGUUUGCUAAAGGAAUUGGAAGAGAGAAUGAAGGAAAAGGGAUAUGUAGGAGGAACUAAAGGGUUGGUGUUUGUUGAUGUGGAAGAGGAGGCCAAAGAGGAAAUUGUGAGUUUGCAUAGUGAGAAACUUGCCUUGGCGUUUGGACUAAUAAACACACCUAAAGGUGUCACUAUCAGAAUAAUGAAGAACUUGAGAAUGUGCAGGGAUUGUCAUGAGGCAUUCAAGCUUAUUAGUGAUAUUGUAGAGAGAGAAUUGAUUGUGAGAGAUGUGAACAGAUUUCAUCACUUCAAAAAUGGAUUAUGCACUUGUGGAGAUUUUUGGUAA
Messenger RNA from Sphenostylis stenocarpa, 1845 nucleotides. The record is from the annotation of a GenBank genome assembly. NCBI's taxonomy places the organism in Eukaryota, Viridiplantae, Streptophyta, Magnoliopsida, Fabales, Fabaceae.